AUGAAGACACGGAUACUCAAAGUCCCUCCAGGCCCUGAACCAGGCCACUUCGUCUCUUCCUCCUCCUCCUCUUCCGCCAACCCUCUCGACACCUGGGCCAUCUCCACCUCGCCCUCCGCCCAGGCCACCCUCGCACCCCUCCACGAAGCCGCCCGCCUUCUGCGCGAGAGCGAUAUUCCCGUGGCUUUUCCGACAGAGACGGUGUACGGUCUGGGCGCAGACGCCACGCGCAGUACCGCUGUGAAGGGUAUCUAUGCCGCCAAAGGGAGGCCGUCGGAUAACCCGCUGAUUGUGCACGUGUGUGAUCUGGCUAUGCUGCGAGGCCUGCUCAGGCCAAAGGAGGAGAAGCAGCAGCAGAAACACCAUGACGACACCGCCACCGAGGAGGAGAUCAUCCCGGAGAUCUACAGAGAGCUAGUCAAGCGCUUCUGGCCCGGGCCUCUGACCAUCCUCCUCCGCAGCCCUGUCCCCGGCUCGCUCGCCCCAGAAGUAACAGCCGGCCUCCCGACCUUUGGCGCGCGCAUGCCCGCCUCCCCCCUGGCACGCACCCUCAUCCGUCUCGCCGACGCCCCGCUCGCCGCGCCCUCUGCCAACGCGAGCACCAAGCCGUCGCCCACAGCGGCGUCGCACGUGCUGGACGACCUGGACGGGCGCGUCGAGCUCAUCCUCGACGGGGGCAGCUGUGGCGUGGGCGUCGAGAGCACCGUGGUCGACGGGCUGUGCGAGCCGCCUGUGGUGCUGCGGCCUGGUGGGGUCAGCCUGGAGGAGCUGCGGGGGGUUCCUGGGUGGGAAGGGGUGGUGAAGGGGUAUCGGGAUGAGAGCGAGGAGGGGGGCAAGAAGGAAGGGGGUGGGCCGGGGCCUCGGGCGCCGGGGAUGAAGUAUAAGCAUUAUAGCCCGAGGGCGAAGGUGGUUCUUUUUGAGGCCAAGGGUGGAAAGGGCAGUGCGGACGACGUGCUGGUUGAGGUGAAGGGGAGACGAGACGAGAGGGGUGGGGUUGUUGGUAUCAUCAGGACGUUGAAGUGGCAGAAGCUACCAGGAGAUGAGGCUGCUCGAGAAGAGGCCGUUGUGGAAGACGCGGCGGUCAAUGGGAACACGGAUCUGGGCUACGAGAUCUCUAGGUCCGUCAUAGACGGGGUAGAGAUUCUGGACAUCGGUCUGGGGCAGGACACAAAACUGGUCGCCCAAGGGCUCUUCUCGGCUCUCAGGGAGCUGGACAGAAAGGGCGCAGAUGUCAUCUACGUCGAGGGCGUUGAGGAUGGAGAGGAUAUAGCAGCAGCGGUCAUGAACCGUCUGCGCAAGGCAGCGUCGGAAAUUAGAGCAUAGAGACUGGAUAGACAAGACGCAUCCAAAUGCAGCAGGGUCCGGUCCCGGUUUGGACCUGGAUUAGAGAGCCUGCUGCUCUGUUCAAACAAAUCAACGAAAGAGAUCUUGAUCCUUG
This is a messenger RNA of Cryphonectria parasitica EP155, 1438 nucleotides long. Its product is annotated as translation factor. Gene Ontology annotation, biological process: regulation of translational fidelity. Bases 1 to 1323 code for a protein of 440 amino acids. The record is from RefSeq and is a predicted model, not a curated record. Gene Ontology annotation, cellular component: cytoplasm. Gene Ontology annotation, molecular function: double-stranded RNA binding; nucleotidyltransferase activity; tRNA binding. The transcript has 2 exons. NCBI's taxonomy places the organism in Eukaryota, Fungi, Ascomycota, Sordariomycetes, Diaporthales, Cryphonectriaceae.